This is a messenger RNA of Ostrea edulis (European flat oyster), 944 nucleotides long. RefSeq lists its product as uncharacterized. Lineage: Eukaryota; Metazoa; Mollusca; Bivalvia; Ostreida; Ostreidae. The record is from RefSeq and is a predicted model, not a curated record. The coding region runs from base 98 to 886 and encodes 262 amino acids. The transcript has 5 exons.
AAACAUAUAUCCUAAAACUUCUUCAUUGCUACUGGUGCAUGUGUAAUGAUUGUUUGAUUUCUUGAUUCUGGAAAAUAAAUCAAAAUCUUACAUAAAAAUGAUGCCUUUACUAACCUUCCUACUGAUGGUCCAUGUUUCACAAGCUGAAACACAAACUGGAAGCUGCAAAGACAUCUUACAUGGCUUCCUGUCUGGACAAUUGUCGUCAGCUCUUGGGGAUUAUCAGAUUAAAGCUUUGAAACAGGAGUUCCUAAAGUUCACAAAUACAAUGCAGCAAUCUAUGAACGUAUUCAAGGAACAAAUGAAAGCUGAUUUUGAGAAAAAAGGUAAAAUAAAAAAGAGUGUCGUGUAUACAAGAUGGGGAAAGAAGACAUGUCCCUCGAAUGCUGAACUGGUUCUUUCUGGAUUUACUGGUGGGUCACAUUAUACUCACAAGGGAGCGGCUGUUCAGCCCCUUUGUUUACCAAAAGACCCCGAAUGGGGCAGGUACAGAGAUGGAACUGACGGCCAUAAAGCUCAUGUAUAUGGAGCAGAAUACGAAACCGACAUUUCACCGAGUAGCUUGCGCAGUGUCUAUCAACAUGAUGUGCCGUGCGCUGUCUGCCUGGUCCAUAACAGAUCUGUUCUGAGAGUAUUCCCAGCAAGAAAAACAUGUUACAAAGGUUGGAAAUUGGAAUACGAUGGAUAUCUAAUGGCGGGAUAUUAUGGUUUUCCUGCUGCCUCAACUUACACAUGUGUGGAUAGGAACCCUGAUACUGUUACUGGAGGUCAAGCUGACCACAAUGGUUAUCUUUUCUAUUCCGUGGAGGCAAUAUGUGGUUCAUUAAAAUGUCCACCAUACGUAAACGGGCGGGAACUUGUAUGUGCUGUCUGCUCCAAAGAAUAGAGUUAUCGGAUUGUGCAAUGGAAAUGUUUCCAAACAAUAAAAUGGGGUUUGAAAAUUG